This is a messenger RNA of Penicillium crustosum, 306 nucleotides long. RefSeq lists its product as uncharacterized. The coding region runs from base 1 to 306 and encodes 101 amino acids. Lineage: Eukaryota; Fungi; Ascomycota; Eurotiomycetes; Eurotiales; Aspergillaceae. The transcript is spliced from 2 exons. The record is from RefSeq and is a predicted model, not a curated record.
AUGCAAAUCCAUUGCGGGAGUCAAUGUAUAACAUCGAAUCGAUGCAAGAUCAAUUUGCCCGGAUUGCGGUUGCUAUUCGUCACUCUGAGAUGCGCUCACGGUUGCAAACGGCCGACUAGGCACGAGAAACUGGAGGGCCACCUGGUCGGAAUGUUGCUCACUCAAUUGAAGUGUUGCCCCCAAGAACGAGAGCCAUCAAAAUUGAACGAAAUUCAGUUGCGACUGAUAUGCUGUGAUCUGAAACGUUGGGGUCGCUUUCUGGAUGCACAGCAACAUUCUAGGGGUCUGGAUGCUGGCCCUACAUGA